GGCGGCGGGGGCGGUAAUGGCGGAGCUGGUGCAGGGGCAGAGCGCUCCGGUGGGGAUGAAGGCGGAGGGCUUCGUGGACGCCCUGCACCGGGUCCGGCAGAUUGCUGCUAAAAUUGAUUCAAUUCCUCACUUGAAUAAUUCCGCACCGCUAGUGGACCCCUCAGUGUAUGGAUAUGGAGUGCAGAAACGGCCCUUGGACGACGGAGUAGGUAACCAGUUAGGGGCCUUGGUACAUCAAAGGGCAGUCAUAACAGAAGAAUUCAAAGUGCCUGAUAAAAUGGUUGGCUUUAUUAUUGGCAGGGGAGGUGAGCAGAUUUCACGGAUUCAAGCAGAAUCUGGUUGCAAAAUUCAGAUUGCCUCAGAGAGUUCUGGGAUUCCAGAGAGGCCCUGUGUACUUACCGGAACCCCAGAAAGUAUUGAACUAGCCAAACGGCUCCUGGGGCAGAUCGUGGACCGCUGUCGGAACGGACCGGGCUUCCACAACGACAUAGAUGGCAGCAACACCAUCCAGGAGGUCCUCAUCCCUGCAUCCAAAGUGGGGCUGGUCAUUGGCAAAGGAGGGGAAACCAUCAAGCAGCUGCAGGAGCGGACGGGUGUGAAAAUGGUCAUGAUCCAGGACGGCCCGUUGCCUACGGGAGCAGACAAGCCUCUCCGCAUGACGGGAGACCCGUUUAAAGUGCAGCAAGCAAGAGAAAUGGUAUUAGAGAUCAUCCGAGAAAAAGACCAAGGUGACUUUCGAGGUGUGCGCAGUGACUUCGCCUCCCGAGCGGGAGGAGGCAGUAUAGAGGUGUCUGUGCCUAGGUUUGCUGUCGGGAUUGUAAUAGGAAGAAAUGGGGAAAUGAUCAAAAAGAUCCAGAAUGAUGCUGGUGUGAGGAUUCAGUUCAAACCAGACGACGGUAUUAGUCCAGAGAGAGCUGCGCAGGUCAUGGGACCCCCCGACCGAUGUCAGCACGCAGCUCAUGUCAUCAACGAGCUUAUUCUUACAGCCCAGGAAAGGGACGGCUUCGGCGGCCUCGCGGCGGCCAGAGGACGCGGCCGGGGCCGUGGUGACUGGAGUCUGGGAGCCCCCGGGGGCCUCCAGGAGAUAACGUGCACGGUGCCAGCCGACAAGUGCGGCCUCGUAAUCGGCAAAGGGGGCGAGAACAUCAAAAGCAUAAACCAGCAGUCAGGAGCCCACGUGGAGCUGCAGCGGAACCCCCCCCCCAACACCGACCCCGGCCUGCGGAUAUUCACCAUCCGGGGGCUUCCUCAGCAGAUCGAGGUGGCCAGGCACCUCAUAGAUGAGAAAGUUGGCGGCACCAGCCUCGGAGCACCGGGAGCCUUUGGACAGAGCCCCUUCAGCCAGCCCCCCGCUGCACCUCAUCAAAACACCUUCCCUCCAAGGAGCUCAGGGUGCUUCCCAAACAUUGCUGCUAAAGUCAACGGGAACCCCCACAGUGCCCCUGUGAGUGGUCCCCCGGCUUUUCUGACCCAGGGCUGGGGCAGCACCUACCAGGCGUGGCAGCAGCCAGCACAGCAAGUCCCAGGCCAGCAGAGCCAGCCGCAGAGCAGCCAGCCCGACUACAGCAAGGCCUGGGAAGACUAUUACAAAAAGCAGAGUCACGCUGCCAGCGCUGCUCCGCAGGCCAGCUCCCCGCCGGACUACACGAUGGCCUGGGCAGAAUACUACAGGCAGCAGGCUGCGUUCUACGGGCAGACAUUAGGGCAAGCGCAGGCCCACAGCCAGGCUGACCGCUCUCCCCUUCCUCCCACAGGAGCACUAGGACAGUGACGCGUGGCCCCUCCCCGGGAUCAGUGUGAGGAAAACCUGUUUGUAACAGAGGUUUUUAGAUUUGCAAACCUUUUGAUGAAGAACCUUUGUUUUCUGUGAAACACUAUUAUUAACACAAUUUUUCUAAAAAUCAAGAAAUCAGUCACUAAAAAUUGCUGAUAAUUUCUGUUAUUUCAAGUGUGGAAGCUCUGGGAUUUUUUGGAGCACUAUCUGCAAAUCCAGGUAGCAAAAUGUGCCUCAGAGCAGUGACAUUUCAACUGGUGUGUUUUUGUUUUUGUUUUUGUUUUUUGAGUGUCUUUUUAUUUACAGUUGUUUCUGUGGCAACAGAAAGUGGCUUGGAAGUCUUAGGUGGUAUGUAACAAAUUAUUUUUAAAAAUUUUUAAACAAUAUUUAAAUGUUCUUAAAUGUGUAAAUUCAUUAAAUGUUUUACUUCUAAUUUCUUGUAUUUUGGCUGUCUGGUGUUAUUGCAUUUUUUUUUUUAAAAAAACAACUAUUAUGUAUUGUAAUUAAUUAUGUGAAUUCUGAAUUGAGACAGAGAAUUGUAUCGCUGUCCAACAGGGAUUGGGAGGGGGCAUUUUAUAGGGUUUGUAUAAUUUCUAGAGUUCUAAGGGUAAUAUAAAAAUGUUAGCAUAUUUUUUCAUGUCUCCAUCACCAGUUCCAAUUGUGUAUCUAAGACCUCCAAGCUUGUUUUAAAAACAAAACAAAAAACCUUUCUCUAUUCUCUCAGAAAUAUAAAUUGUGUUAUUUUUAAUAUUAAAAAGAAAUUCAAUAUAACUUUUAACACUGUGGAACAUUAAACUGCAUAAAAAUGUAGUAACUAUUUUUUAAUUCCAAGGCAUUCUUUGUGUUUUUCUUUUAAAUAUUUUUUAAUAUUUGUCAAAUUAACUAGAUGGAUAAAUAAAUCUAGUAUUAACCACAAUAUGAAUUAAGUAAUUUUGAUUUAAUAAAAGGGAUAAUAUUUCCAAUGUUUACUGUAGUUUAUCUUGUACAGAUAACAUGUAUUUUUAAAGGAAAGAAAAACAGACUUGAAGCUAUUUUUUUCCCGCAUUUUUGAUUGACCUGGGAGACAUUCCGUUGGAAAUGUACUGAGGAUAGUGUUUCCUUGUUUUCCUUAUUAAAUGCUUGAAAUGUCUAACUAUUAAAAAAGGCUGAUGGAAAUGUUAUGCAUGUUGUUUUUAAAAAAAAAAAAAAGUGGUCUUUUUUUUGGACUGACAAUUCAUUUUACACUCUAUAAUAAAAUU
Messenger RNA from Pteronotus mesoamericanus, 3012 nucleotides. RefSeq names its product far upstream element binding protein 3 (gene FUBP3). Gene Ontology annotation, biological process: regulation of gene expression. NCBI's taxonomy places the organism in Eukaryota, Metazoa, Chordata, Mammalia, Chiroptera, Mormoopidae. Bases 17 to 1771 code for a protein of 584 amino acids. Gene Ontology annotation, molecular function: mRNA binding. The transcript is spliced from 19 exons. Gene Ontology annotation, cellular component: cytoplasm; nucleus. The record is from RefSeq and is a predicted model, not a curated record.